AUGGAGUCCGCCUCCUCAGUGUUCGUGUGCUUCCGUCUCUCCAAGCCCUCCUCCUCCUUCUGCUCUCUGCCGCUACUGAUAAGAACAACAGACAUCCAGCAGCUGAUUGCUCCUCCUGAAGAGCCCCCGCCUCCGUCGCAGGGGGAGAACUCUACUUUGAAGCAGGAAGCUUUACAGCCAUUUCACAUUAAAAAGGAAGAGGAGGAACUCUGCAUCACUCAGGAGGGAGAGUGUCUUCUCGGGCAGGAGGAAGCUGAUCACACCAAAUUGCCACUAACAAUUGUCUCGGUGAAGACUGAAGAAGAUGAAGAGAAACCACAACCAGACAACUUCUUAGCUCCACUAUCAGAUAGUGAGGCUGAAGACGAGGUUGAAGAACCUUUGAACAGCGAUACAGACUGUGAAGGUGAUAUGAGGACUCACGCUGACAACAAACACUCCGACUGCUCUAAAGAGAAGACUUGUAAAACAAUUUUGAGCUGUUUAGUUUGUAGUACAAGUUGUACAAACAAAAGCAAUUUGACUGAACACAUGAGAACACACGCAGGAGAAAGAACAUUUUAUUGUUCAGUUUGUGGCAAAAGCUUUUCUCAAAAUAGCAGUUUGACUCAACACAUGAGAACGCACACAGGAGAAAGACCAUUUGAUUGUUCAGUUUGCGGUAAAAACUUUUCCCAAAAGAGCCAUCUGACGCAACACAUGAGAACACACACAGGAGAAAAACCAUAUACUUGCUCAGAUUGCGGUAAAAGCUUCUUUCAAAAUAGCAGUUUGACUGAACACAUGAGAUCGCACACAGGAGAAAAACCAUUUAUUUGUUCAGUUUGCGGCAACAGUUUUUCUCAAAAUAGCAGUUUGACUCAACACAUGAGAACGCACACAGGAGAAAGACCAUUUGAUUGUUCCGUUUGCGGUAAAAGCUUUUCCCACAAGAGCAGUUUAACUCAACACAUGAGAACGCACACUGGAGAAAAAACUUUUCAUUGUUCGGUUUGUUGCAAAAGCUUUUCUCAAAACAAACAAUUGAUUGUCCACAUGAGAAAGCACACCGGGGAAAAACCAUUCAACUGUUCAGUUUGCUGUAAAAGCUUUUCUCAUAGGGGCAAUUUGACUAAACACAUGAGAACACACACUGGAGAAAAAUCAUUUAAUUGUUCAUUUUGUAGCAAAAGCUUCUCCUACAGACAGGGUUUGACUCGCCACGAAAUGAAACACACGGGAGAGAAAACAUUCAGUUGUUCAGUUUGUGAGAAAAGUUACACUCAAAAGACACAUUUGUCUGAUCACCUAAGAACACACAGUAGAAAAAACGUCUAGUUGUUUGUGGUGAAAGUUCUCCUCAAAGUAACAUGAUAUCUCAUCCCACGAGAACACACACAAGAGGAAAAUAUUUAGAUGCCCAAUUUAUAGUGAAAGGUUUUUCUAUUGACAAAAUACACAUCAAUCAACACCCUGAAGAAAAGCAUUACAGCUGUUCAGUAUGCAGUAUUUGCUGAAAUGUCACAUGAAAACACACAGAAAAACUAUUUGCUCAGUUUGUGUUAAAGCAUUUUAGCAGAGACUAGGUUCCGGAUCCUCAUUUGUUCCAAAGUAGUGGCCAUCGUCGGCUCUCACAAAGUCUGCCUUGAUUAGUGGCAGCAAACACAGAACCCUCUCUCCAUGUUAUUGUUGUUUAUGGAAGUAGCGCAAUGUUGCUAUGCACUCUGUGAAAUGAAUGCACCCUGGAAAUAUAUUACUGACAGAAAAUGCUCAAAAUUACAAAGAUACUAUAAUUAUUACAUAGAACAUUGCAUGUUAUGAAUUUGUGUGUCACUAAUUGUCCGGUUCAAACACUGAUUACAUCUAUUAAACAAGACAAGAAGCAAGGAAUUAAACAGAGACAGAAUUACAAUUGGCUCAAUUGAGGAGAGACGUCUGGGCUGUACUCUUGUACAGUCUCCAUCACGAUCUGGCAAAAG
This is a messenger RNA of Nerophis lumbriciformis (worm pipefish), 1958 nucleotides long. The record is from RefSeq and is a predicted model, not a curated record. NCBI's taxonomy places the organism in Eukaryota, Metazoa, Chordata, Actinopteri, Syngnathiformes, Syngnathidae.